This is a messenger RNA of Pyricularia pennisetigena, 243 nucleotides long. RefSeq lists its product as uncharacterized. The record is from RefSeq and is a predicted model, not a curated record. Bases 1 to 243 code for a protein of 80 amino acids. The transcript is spliced from 2 exons. Lineage: Eukaryota; Fungi; Ascomycota; Sordariomycetes; Magnaporthales; Pyriculariaceae.
AUGCACUGCACCGCCGGGACGGGACCAACCAGAAGACCUUCUAAGCGGGUUCUGGCAAGCGGACGCGCAAGCCUCCUCAACCGCCCGGCGCGAAAUGUGGUUGGAAAACCAGGCACCAAGAUUGCAGGCAAGUUAACGAGGCGAGACACAUUGCCGGCUCUGCCGACCGCCGAACAUCCGUAUGGAGCCACCAGCCGGGGAAGCUUGAAUCUAACGAGUGAAGAGAUAGAUUAUGACUGGUAG